Molecule: messenger RNA, 304 nt
Organism: Funneliformis caledonium
Lineage: Eukaryota; Fungi; Glomeromycota; Glomeromycetes; Glomerales; Glomeraceae
Source: the annotation of a GenBank genome assembly
AAUCGCUAUUGAUUUAGACUUGAAAAAGAAAGUGAUUAUCCUUCUACCACUUCCAGAAACUGAAAGCGAAACACAUAUCUAUAAGCAUUGUUGUUAUGACUAUUUCAAGAAAAUUAUUUUCGAGAGCAAGAAAUAUAAGCGUUUCUGCAUUAUCAGGAAUCUAGAAACAGGAAAGACAUUUUUAGGACGUUAUAUUAUGAGUGUUUUAUUAAAGGAAGGUUCUGAACUGUUGAUAGAUAAUGCUAGUUACUCGCAUCUAUAUCUCAUUACUCAUGAUGAGAUGAAUGAUUUUGACGUGAAAUAG